Messenger RNA from Lolium perenne, 2032 nucleotides. RefSeq names its product protein NRT1/ PTR FAMILY 5.10. Gene Ontology annotation, biological process: transmembrane transport. Gene Ontology annotation, cellular component: membrane. NCBI's taxonomy places the organism in Eukaryota, Viridiplantae, Streptophyta, Magnoliopsida, Poales, Poaceae. Gene Ontology annotation, molecular function: transmembrane transporter activity. The record is from RefSeq and is a predicted model, not a curated record.
AGGCGCCGCAAGUGUCGCGUGCGUGUGGAGGGAAACUCGGAUAGAUAGAGCGAGAGUGCCAUCCUCCAUCAUUCCGAUGCCGCCAGAUUUCCUAGUUAGCUAGCUUGACAGCCCACCGUUUGGCAGCGAACCAGUCAAGAAAUCAGUUGUACUACUCCCCGAGAGCGAGCGAGCGAGCCAGGUUGGUGGAGAGCGAGAUGGCGCCAAUGACGGACGCCGAGGCCCCCUUCCUCGCUGGCGCGGACGCGGAUGACGAUCAGUCGCCGCUCGCCGGCGUCUCCGACUUCCGCGGCCGCCCCGUCCACCGCGCCUCAUCCGGCGGCUGGCGCUCCGCCCUCUUCGUCGUCGUGGUGGAGAUCGCCGGCAGCUUCGCCUUCUUCGGCGUCUCGGCCAACCUGAUCACCUACCUCACCGGCCCUCUCGGCCACUCCAACGCCGCCGCGGCCUCCGCCGUCAACGCCUGGUCGGGGACGGCCAGCCUCAUGCCGCUGCUGGGCGCCUUCGUCGCCGACUCAUGGCUCGGCCGCUACCGCUCCAUCAUCCUCGCCUGCACGCUCUACGUCCUGGGGUACGGUAUGAUCACUCUAGCGGCCACGCUCUCGGUACAAUACCAGUCGCCCGUCGGCGACAUGGAUUCCUCUCUCGGCCCUUCGUCGGUCCAGGUUGCCUUCUUCUAUGCCUCGCUGUACCUCGUCGCCAUCGCGCAGGGCGCAGACAAGCCUUGCGGCCUUGCCUUCGCCGCCGACCAGUUCGACCCUGACCACCCCAAGGAGCGUGCGUCCCGCAGCUCCCUCUUCAACUGGUGGUUCUUCUCGAUGGCUGUCGGCGUCGCCGUGGCCGUGGCCGUUGUCAGCUACGUCCAGGAGAACGUCGGCUGGGGGUUCGGCUUUGGCAUGCUCUGCGCCAUCAUGCUCUUCACCUUCGCCGUCUUCCUCGUCGGCACUCCCACCUACCGCCUGUACGCGCCCAACCCCGGAGCCGAGAGCCCAUUCGUGCGCCUCGCGCGCAGCCUCGCCGCGCUUGUCAGGACCUCGAACUUUGCCAAAAGACAUCACCGGCACGACGAAGAGGACGAGGAUGCUGCGGCCAAGUCAGAGGAGACGCGUGGCGUCCUGCGGCUGGUGCCGAUCUGGGCGGCGUGCCUCGCUUACGGCGUGGUGUAUGCUCAGGUCAUGACGCUCUUCAACAAGCAGGGCCGCACCCUGGACCGACGCAUCUUCGGCGGCAUAGAGCUGCCGCCGGCGGCCCUGCAAACGCUCGGGCCAGCGAGCAUCCUAUUGUUCGUGCCCAUCUACGAUCGCUUGCUGGUGCCCGCGCUGCGGUGCGCGACAGGCAACCCUUCGGGGCUGACACUUCUGCAGCGCGUGGGGACCGGCAUGGCCGUCUCCUUGGCAACGGUGUUGACUGCCGCGCUGGUGGAGGCCCGGCGGCUAGAGACGGCACGACAGCACGGCCUGGUGGACGACCCGGAUGCCACUGUGCCGAUGAGCUGGGUGUGGCUAGUGCCGCAGUACGGGAUGAUAGGGGUGGCAGACGUGUUCGCCAUGGUCGGCAUGCAGGAGUUCUUCUACGACCAGAUGCCCGGCGAGCUGCGCAGCCUGGGGCUGGCGUUGUACCUGAGCGUCACCGGCAUCGGCGGGUUCAUCAGCAGCGCCCUCAUCUCCUUCAUCGACCGUGUCACCAGCAGCGGCGGCGGCGAUAGCUGGUUCGCGGACAACCUCAACCGUGCCCACCUCGACUACUUCUACUGGCUGCUCGCCGGCAUCAGCGCCGCAGAGCUCGUGCUCUACCUCUGGUUUGCUAGGUCGUACACAUACAACAACCGCAAGAGGAUCAUGUGAGUGCUGGGAUGAUCACCUGAGGUCAUGCACGACACACAAUUGUUACACACGGCGAUUGUCCCGUGCACAACAUUAGGUUUCGUUGGGAAUCAUUAAGUUCCAUUAUAUGAAACUUAAUGUUAUUUGUAGCUCGGAUUUCAAAGCAAGAAACAAAGCAAAUCGGAAGGGAUGUCCCAUGCACGGUAUGAUGA